CAUCAAAUAAUCAUCUUAUACAUUGUAGAAAACUGAACCCAAAUCUGAAGCGCUGUCAUGGCUUUCCCCUGGGGAGCCCUCCUAACCACAACAUUGCUCUUUCUUGUUGCAUUCUCACUUCCUAAUGUCCAUGCUGAAAACAACACCAACAUAUAUAACAAGAAAGGUGAAUUAAGAAAGCAUCGACCAGCUUUUGCGCCUACUGGAUGGAAGAAAGCUCAAGCUACCUUCUACGAUGGAGACUCUAAAUCAUUUGGUGGAGCUUGUGGGUACGAUGAUGUGGUUAAGGAUGGCUACGGCCUAGACACGAUAGCAGUGAGUUCAGUUUUGUUUAAGGAUGGUCAGUCAUGUGGGUCAUGUUACGAGAUCAAAUGCACAGAUUCUAGUAAGGGAUGUAAGACGAAAUCCCCUCUUUUGGUGACGGCAACAAACGCUUGCCAUGGGUGCACACCCGAACACUUAGAUUUGGCCAAACCUGCAUUUCUCAAAAUUGCAGAGCAGAAGGCUGGCGCAGUCCCAAUCCUUUUUCGCAGGGUAGCGUGCAAGAAGAAGGGAGGGAUUCGAUUCACAAUCACUGGGAAUCCUCAUUUUAAUCUAGUAUCAGUGGGGAAUGUCGGAGGAGCUGGGGACGUCAAUCAAGUGCAGGUGAAGGGUGACAAGAAAAUCAAGCAUUGGACAAAUUUGAAGCGAAAUUGGGGUCAAAAAUGGCAAACUGAUGUCAUGUUACAGGGAGAGACAUUGUCUUUUAAGGUCAGAACUGGUGAUGGCAGGCACUCUAUCUCUCCCAAGAUUGCUCCCAGUGAUUGGAAAUUUGGUCAAACGUUUGAAGGCAAGAACUUCAAUUAGAUCUUAGUCUGCAAUUUCCACUUUCUAUAUAGGAAGUGACUAGGUUACUUGUCUACAUAGAAAGUUAGUUCAGCUCGGAUAAACAUUAUCCCUAUAUUUAUAUAUCACCUUUUAUU
Messenger RNA from Vigna angularis (adzuki bean), 962 nucleotides. Its product is annotated as expansin-A32. Lineage: Eukaryota; Viridiplantae; Streptophyta; Magnoliopsida; Fabales; Fabaceae. Bases 58 to 846 code for a protein of 262 amino acids. Gene Ontology annotation, biological process: plant-type cell wall organization. Gene Ontology annotation, cellular component: extracellular region. The transcript is spliced from 2 exons. The record is from RefSeq and is a predicted model, not a curated record.